Messenger RNA from Octopus bimaculoides (California two-spot octopus), 1382 nucleotides. RefSeq names its product carbonic anhydrase 2. Gene Ontology annotation, molecular function: zinc ion binding; carbonate dehydratase activity. Lineage: Eukaryota; Metazoa; Mollusca; Cephalopoda; Octopoda; Octopodidae. Gene Ontology annotation, cellular component: plasma membrane. The record is from RefSeq and is a predicted model, not a curated record.
GUCAGCAUAUUGUACAUGUAUUUAUUGAAAAGAAUACAUUUAAAACUUCUUAAAAUAUACAUAACUAACAUUAAAGAUUGGUUUGUAGAAUAUAUAAAUUCAUGCUUUACUUUCUUAGGUUCGGGAAAGAGUAUAAAAGAAUUCGAUCUGAAGGGCUUGAUUUCAGAGGCAACUGAUUCUAACAAAUAUUUCCGAUACAAUGGAAGCCUUACAACUCCUCCUUGCUCUGAAGCAGUCAUAUGGACCGUUUAUGAAACGCCACUCUCAAUAUCUCAGGCUCAGCUGGACAAGUUUUGGAAGGCUAAAGAUAGUCAUGGAAAGGCACUAUCAAAUUUUCGACCACCUCAGUCAAUAAAUCAAAGAAAAGUCUAUAGAAACAGCUCUGGUAUGAGUAAAGCAUUCUCAGUAUUGGUUGUCUUUUCCAUUGUUUUAUCUUAUCUUAGUUAAUUGACUCUCUAAUGUUGUUUACAUUACAUUUUAUAUUUUAUAAUAUUAUUUUCUAAAGAGAAUUUAGAGCUAUAAGUAUGUUUGUUUAUAUAUAUAUAUAUUCUAAACAAUAUAUGAAAAUGUAUUUACAAAAUACUAAAAUGUGUUAUUAUUAUUCUCAGCAACAUUUGUCCCAUCGAACAAUAAAGAAAGUUAUCAGUAUUAGUUCCUCUUCAAAACUCAUGAAGGUCACAAGACCGAAAUUAGAUAUGGCUCGAAAUGACUUUCACCAAUCAAUUGGCACAGAAAUUAGUUGUCAACAUUUCAGGCAGUAUUGUUUUGAUUUAUGAAUUCUCACAAUUCUUAGGCUGGCUUGAGUUGAAACCACAAAGUAAAACAAUAAAUAAAAAUAUUAUUCUAACAGUAAUUAAUAGAACUAAUUCCCCUUCGUGCUAUAUGCAUGUGAGUUCUGUCGAAAUGCAAAUUUUAAGCGAUAGUUCUCUGCAAAACAUUGGUUGUUACUAAAAUUAAUCAUUUACAGAAAAUUUUAAAAUGGGAUGAAAUCAUGGACAAUAUUUACAAGAGCGAUUGCCUUAAGAAAGAUUCAUUGUUAGCAUUUACUUAGAUGUUUCAUUAAACAGAGCGAUUAUAAAUAAUUUCACCAGAAAGGUCUUUAUUUUUAUUGUUGAUUUUUUGAAAUCCUUUGGAACUAAAUAAAUAUGUUGGUAUGUUCUUUUUAAUUGGUGCAGUUUUUGUUUCGAAAAUUAAAUUGAAACGUACUGCUUAAGAGCAAGAAAAGCCCCUACAAUUCUGUUUUACUAAUAUUUAUUCCCUUUAAAAAGUAUAUACAGUUUUUUUUACUUUAUAACAAUUUUCACAUCUUUAUUUUUUACACUUUAAUUUUAAAGUUUUUUACGUACAUUUGAACUUGAAAAUAAAUUUUUUAAAAAUAUAAA